AUGGCACCUGCUCGUGGAGAUUCAGAGGCGGCUCCAAGCGCAGACGCACCGACAACGCCCGCUUGCUGGCCCAGUUCUCGUGUGCGUCAAACAUUCAUCGAUUAUUUCAUCGACAGGGGACACACUUUCGUAGAGUCGUCACCAGUGGUGCCUUUCGACGACCCGACACUGCUCUUCACCAACGCUGGUAUGAACCAGUUCAAGCCCCUGUUCCUGGGUCGGGUGGAUCCGACCUCACCCCUAUUCGGCCUGAAACGCGCGUGUAACACCCAAAAGUGCGUGCGUGCCGGUGGGAAGCACAACGACCUGGACGAUGUCGGCCGGGACACCUAUCAUCACACCUUUUUCGAGAUGCUCGGCAACUGGUCGUUCGGCGACUACUUCAACGCCGAGGCGAUCAACUGGGCAUGGGACCUACUGACCCGCGUCUACGGACUCGAUCCGGACCAGCUCUACGCAACCUACUUUGGUGGAGACGCUGCGAACCAGUUGCCCGCCGACCUUGAUACUCGUGACCAGUGGCUGCGCUACCUGCCACCAGAGCGAGUGCUUCCAUUCGGAACCAAGGAUAAUUUUUGGGAAAUGGGCGAGACUGGACCCUGUGGUCCCUGUACGGAAAUUCACUAUGACCGCGUUCGGGGUCGACCCGCGCACCAAGCUGCUGCCCUAGUCAAUGCCGGUCACGAGUCGCUGAUCGAGAUCUGGAACCUCGUGCUGAUCCAGUUCAACCGGGAACCAGACGGACAGUUGCGUCGGUUGCCUGCGCGUCACGUCGACACCGGCAUGGGACUGGAACGUCUCUGCGCAAUUCUGCAGGGAAAAUCCUCAAACUACGACACCGAUAUGUUUGCGCCUCUGUUUGCAGCGAUUCAGCGAGAGUCUGGAUCGAGUGAAGCGUACGCUGGUCGGCUGGGUGCCACCGACUCUGCACUCACCGACACUGCCUAUCGAGUUGUUGCCGAUCACAUACGCACCCUGACGUUUGGCAUCGCCGAUGGGGCGGUACCCUCGAACGAAGGUCGAGGCUACGUUCUGCGCCGUAUCCUGCGCCGCGCUGUGCGCUACGGGCAGCAGUUUCUGAACGCACCCCGCGGUUUUCUACACCGGCUCGUUCCGGACGUCGCACGGCUCUAUCAAACGACGUUCCCUGAGGUGGCUGCAAAGGCUGACUACAUCGCUGGUGUCAUUCAAGAGGAGGAGAUGGCAUUCAGUAUGACGUUGAAACGCGGGUUGGAUCGUUUCCACGAGACUGCACGGGCGCUCGUCGCGGCGGGUGAGCGCGUCUUUCCUGGCAAAGAGGCCUUCUUUCUGUAUGACUCGAUGGGCUUUCCGCUGGAUUUGACCCAAAUUCUGGCGAGGGAACGGGGCCUUGAAGUUGACGUCGAGGCAUACGAGUCCGAAAUGGCUCGUCAACGCGCGCAGUCGAGUGCUGCUCAUCGGAAACGGCUCGGAGCGGCAGAAGCGCUCGUGCUCGGACCAGAGCCGCUUGCUGUCCUCUCUGAGCAAUGGAAGAUUUCACCAACAGACGACUCGCACAAGUAUCAGUGGUACGAACCGCUCGAAUGUACCGUAUUGGCGAUCUACGCUGGCUCCGAGGGAUUUUUGCCGGCUGCAGAGACCGGUGACGACGCCUGUGUUGGCGUCAUUCUGGAUCGAACGCCCUUCUACGCAGAGGCUGGCGGCCAGGUCGCAGACACCGGCCGUCUGGAUGAGCGGUUUCACGUAAUCAACGUGCAAUCUUUUGGCGGCUAUGUCGUCCAUAUCGGCUACGGUCGCAUCGCAGUCGGUGAGCGAGUGAUCGCGCACGUGGACUACGAACGACGGGCGCUGGUGGCGCCGAACCACACCGCUACGCACAUCCUGAACUGGGCAAUAUGGCAAGUCCUUGGCCAGCAGUGUGACCAGAAAGGUUCGUUGGUUGAUGAACAAAAGCUCCGUUUUGACUUUGCGUACGGCCGUGGGCUCACCGCUGCCGAGUUAGAGCGCAUCGAGCAGUGCUGUCGUGAAGUGAUCGCUCGCAAUUUCGUGGUCUACACACAGCAGGUCUCUCUGACAACCGCGAAGCAGAUACGAUCGUUGCGCGCGGUAUUCGGUGAGACCUACCCCAGUGAGGUUCGUGUCGUAUGCAUCGGAGCACCGGUGGAGAAAGUGCUUGCGGCUCCUGUGCAAUCCGACUGGGACCAGUAUUCGAUUGAGUUGUGCGGGGGCACCCAUUUACAGCGCACCGGGGAAGCGCACGCCUUCUGUCUCGUGGAAGAGGGCGCGAUUGCGAAAGGCAUCCGACGCGUGGUGGCCCGUACCGGGGCCUCAGCGCUCGAGUGCAUGGCACUCGCGCGAGGUCUUGCCAGUCGCCUUCCGCCGGUGCCUGUAGGGUCCGCGGCUGAGAAUGGUGCAAGCGGCGCUUCUGUGGAUGCUUCCAUGCCGCCCGUUGAUCUGCUGACGACCUUGGCCGAGUCGCUCAAGGCGAUCACCAUAUCGGCGUCGGAGAAGGAGCGCCUUCGACAACGUCUGGACUAUUGGGAGCGGAUGGCUCGGAAGCAAGCGAAGCAGGUAGCCGCGGCACGCGAGCAGGCUCUCGUGGAUGAGCUCGUACGGCUCGUGAACAAUCCGCAGCAGGACGCAGGUUCACCAGUACGGCAGGUUCCCGUUGUUGUGGCUGCGCUUCCUAUUGACGGUGAUCGCCGGAUCCUGCAGGGCAUGCUUCAGAGCGCCCUCAAACGUCUAGGCAGCGGGGUAUGGGCGCUUCUGAUUGCAUCGCCGGAGCGCAACGACGAAUGCCUUGUUGGAUGUGUCGCCGCGUACGAGGCGCAGCGCGCUGGUCUUGACUGUAGCCGAUGGUUGACCGAAACCCUGGCCCCUUGGCAUGGACGCGGUGGUGGCAAACCGGACGCAGCACGCGGCUCCUGUCGAUUGCUUUCACCAAUCGAGCAGCAGCAGCAGCAGCAGCAGCAGCAGCAGCAGCAGGACGCUGAUAGGACAGCGUCGAUUCGAGAGGGGGAUCCUGAACGAAACAUCUAUUAUCUGGACAAAGCACUCAUAGCUUUACAUGAUAGUAUAUUAACAGACAAAAAGGAAAUUGCAGGGCUUCGACCGCUGCUGGAGCGAGCGGCACGCCUAGCGAAUGCCGCGCUAGCGUCUUCCUUCGUUUCGACAUCGACGUCGACGAGAUCGGGGUCUGCUGCAUAG
Molecule: messenger RNA, 3186 nt
Organism: Cyanidioschyzon merolae strain 10D
Lineage: Eukaryota; Rhodophyta; Bangiophyceae; Cyanidiales; Cyanidiaceae
Product: alanine--tRNA ligase cytoplasmic
Exons: 1
Coding region: 1-3186 (1061 amino acids)
Biological process (GO): tRNA modification; alanyl-tRNA aminoacylation
Cellular component (GO): cytoplasm; mitochondrion
Molecular function (GO): aminoacyl-tRNA deacylase activity; alanine-tRNA ligase activity; nucleic acid binding
Source: RefSeq, a predicted model, not a curated record